Molecule: messenger RNA, 1919 nt
Organism: Sardina pilchardus (European sardine)
Lineage: Eukaryota; Metazoa; Chordata; Actinopteri; Clupeiformes; Clupeidae
Gene: irf10
Product: interferon regulatory factor 10
Exons: 8
Coding region: 260-1435 (391 amino acids)
Biological process (GO): immune system process; regulation of transcription by RNA polymerase II
Cellular component (GO): nucleus
Molecular function (GO): DNA-binding transcription factor activity, RNA polymerase II-specific; RNA polymerase II cis-regulatory region sequence-specific DNA binding; protein binding
Source: RefSeq, a predicted model, not a curated record
GCGCGCAGAGUAGUUUAUCAAUUCGUCGUUGCCAAUUCCAAAUGUUAAAAGACAUGGCGUGAACUUAAAGUUGAUUUAGGCUUUCAAUAUAGGUUGAUUUAGGCUACUGGGAAGACUGGGCGAAAUCAUCAAGGCGGAGGGCUGCUAAAUAUGAAUUUCCUAUUUGUAAUAAUUGUAUUUAGCCUAUGACUGAUUGAACUUCCAGGUAACUUAGAUUUAGGCCUACUUAAAUUCUUUUUUACAUUUUUACUAUUUCAAGAUGGAGGAAAACGUAAGGAAUAUGCGCCUGAAAGAAUGGCUGAUUGCACAGAUAGACAGUGGGAGAUAUGCAGGUUUAUUCUGGGAAAACCAAGAGAAAACCAUGUUCAGAAUUCCUUGGAAGCAUGCUGCCAAGCAAGACUAUAGACAAAACGAAGACGCGGCACUUUUCAAGGCGUGGGCCAUAUACAAGGGUAAAUUUCGAGAAGGCAAGGAUAAAGCAGAUCCCUCGGUGUGGAAGACACGUCUGCGCUGUGCUCUCAACAAGAGUACAGACUUUCAGGAGGUUCCAGAACGAAGUCAGCUGGACAUCUCUGAACCGUAUAAAGUGUAUCGGAUUCUACAAGACAGUAACCAGCCUGCAGAUUCGCAAGGAAACCCUAUGAUACUACUACAGGCGACUGCAGUUACAGCACCAGGUGUUCAUCUAGCCAGUCCUCAGUGUGGUGCCAAUGGGUCCACCCCAAGGGCUGGAACAGUCUGCCGAGAGAGCCUGGUUGAGGGACAGCCGCAGCUGCACAUUGUAAAGGUGGAACCGAGGAGACCAGUUAGCAGGCCCCUCCUGCCCACAGAGCUACAGAUCUCAGAUUUCCGGCUGCGGGUGCGCGUGUUCUACCAGGGCCAGAUGGUGGAGGAGGUGGUGAGCCCCUCCCAGGACGGCUGCUUCAUCCUGCACGGCUCCGUGCCCGUGGGCAGCGAGCGCAUCUACGGGCCCUGCGCUGCCCAGCGCGUCUUCUUCCCCCCCGUGGACCGCUUCCGGCUGCCCCCCGGCAUGGCCGACGCCAUGAGCCGCCUGCUGCCCCACCUGGAGCGGGGCGUGCUGGUGUGGGUGGCACCGGACGGCGUCUUCAUCAAGCGGUUCUGCCAGGGCCGCGUGUACUGGGGGGGGCCUCAGGCCGAGCACAAGGACCAGCCCAACAAGCUGGACAGGGAGAGGACCUGCAAGCUGCUCAACAUGCCUAGCUUCCUGCGAGAGUUAGAACUGUUCCUGCGUGGCGAGGGGCCUAGGCCCUGCUACAAGAUCGAUCUCUGCUUUGGGGAGGAGUUUCCUGAGACUGGUGUGCCGAAAAGCAAGAAGCUGAUCACAGCUCAGGUGGUGCCUCUGUUUGCCAAGGAGCUCCUUCUGCGGAUGCCCCCGCCCAACAGUGUAAUGGCACAACAGCCUCAGGCACCAUGAGCUCCCCGUCUUAGGACGACGUCCACCCCAACUGUUUGAGCUGGACAGUCAUCGUUAUACGCAGAGACAUGGAACUUAACCGCCUCCCCUGACUACUGUGUGGCUCAUCAAACUAAACUACAUACCUCAGCAGCAUGGCUUAGACCGGAAGACUAUAAAAAUGUGACAGAUGAAGCAAGGUGUUUGGGCAUUAUGCAUGUAGAUUCAAGUGUGCAGCUAGUGUUAACGUCAUUUAUCGCUGAGAUCAAAUCUGUUGUGAUUAUUAACAGCCUAAUAUGUUAAAGAUUUUACCAAGUGUACGUGUUAGAUUAAAAUUAGAUCAUUAUCAGAGAGCAUAUGUGUGAAUAUAAUGUGUGUGAAUAGAUUGCAACCUGAUUUUAGAUUGAUAAUUACCUGUAUGAAAUGCAAUUCUGCUUCUUUUACAUUGACAUCUUUUUGUGACUUUGACUGUGUUACUUCAUAAAAUGAAUAUAAACCAACUCAA